Messenger RNA from Gambusia affinis (western mosquitofish), 4432 nucleotides. RefSeq names its product hexokinase-1-like. The record is from RefSeq and is a predicted model, not a curated record. The transcript has 21 exons. NCBI's taxonomy places the organism in Eukaryota, Metazoa, Chordata, Actinopteri, Cyprinodontiformes, Poeciliidae. Gene Ontology annotation, cellular component: cytosol; mitochondrion. Gene Ontology annotation, biological process: glucose 6-phosphate metabolic process; glycolytic process; intracellular glucose homeostasis. Bases 292 to 3048 code for a protein of 918 amino acids. Gene Ontology annotation, molecular function: mannokinase activity; fructokinase activity; glucokinase activity.
CGUGGCCCUUCCUGCUUCAGCCUCAACUUUCUGCCUCACUCGUGUUUCCUGGCUUCAUCUCUCUCACACAGAAGAGCUCAAAAAGUGUCCGGCUGCUUUAGGAUCAACGGAUUGGAGUCGGGAUAUAUCUUUAAAUCUUCCGCGCUGGGAAAUAGGGCUCAAAACCGAAGUUUAGUUAGGUUUCUUAAAAUUGUUUUUGCUUAAAUUUACUUUUGUGGGUUUGGGUAGGAAGUAGAGACAGAAGUCUCUGGGUUAGUCUGUAUGAGUGUUUGAGAAGGAAAAAGCAGCAGGAUGAUCGCAGCUCAGUUACUAGCCUACUUCUUCACAGAGCUGAAGGAUGACAAAGCUAAAAAGAUUGAUAAGUACCUGUAUUCCAUGCGCUUCUCUGAUGAGACGCUGCUGGACAUCACCAAGCGCUUCAGAACGGAGCUGAUCAAAGGUCUGGGCAGUGACACCAACGCCACGGCCUCACUGAAGAUGCUGCCAACGUUUGUUCGCUCCAUCCCGGAUGGAACAGAGAAAGGGGAUUUCAUCGCUUUGGAUCUGGGAGGCAGUGCGUUCCGGAUCCUCCGUGUCAAAGUGAGCCACGGGAAUAAGCAGACCGUUCAGAUGGAGAGUGAGGUCUACGACACGCCGGACGAAAUCCUGCACGGCAGCGGGACAAGACUGUUCGACCAUGUGGCGGAGUGUCUCGGAAACUUCAUGGAGAAACACGACAUCAAAGACAAGAAACUCCCAGUUGGCUUUACCUUCUCCUUCCCCUGCCGACAGACCAAACUGAACGAAGGAUAUUUGAUAAAAUGGACAAAGAGCUUCAAAGCCAGCGGUGUAGAAGGGGCGGACGUCGUCCAGCUGCUCAACAAAGCCAUUGAAAAACGAGGAGACUACGAGGCUGACAUCAUGGCAGUGGUGAACGACACCGUGGGAACGAUGAUGACCUGCGGCUUCGAUGACCAGCGCUGCGAAGUCGGCAUCAUCAUCGGAACCGGCACCAACGCCUGCUACAUGGAGGAGCUGCGUCACAUCGACCUGGUGGAGGGAGACGAGGGCCGCAUGUGCGUGAACACCGAGUGGGGCGCGUUCGGGGACGACGGCAGUCUGGAGGACCUCAGGACACAGUUUGACCUCGAGAUAGACCGAGGUUCUCUCAACCCGGGCAAACAGCUUUUUGAGAAGAUGGUCAGUGGGAUGUACAUGGGGGAGCUGGUGCGUCUCAUCCUAGUGAAGAUGGCCAGAGAGGGGCUGCUGUUUGAGGGCAGAAUCACUGCAGAGCUUCUGACUAAAGGCACACUUCCGACCAAACUCGUCUCAGCAAUAGAGAAGAGUAAGGAAGGUUUAAUCAAAGCAAAAGAGAUUUUAAGUCGACUUAAUUUGGAGCCGUCUACAGAGGACUGCAUCGCUGUACAGCAUGUUUGUUCCAUCGUCUCUCAUCGCUCCACCAACCUGGUAGCUGCUGCCCUGGCCGGCAUCCUGCUGCGGCUGAAGGAGAACAAGGGAGUGGUGCGACUCAAAACCACCGUGGGCAUCGACGGCUCUCUGUACAAGAUGCACCCGCACUACGCUCGUCGCCUCCAUAAGACCGUCCGACGAUUGGUCCCCGACUGCGACGUCCGGUUCCUCCUGUCGGAGAGCGGCAGCGGGAAAGGAGCUGCCAUGGUGACGGCCGUGGCCUACAGACUCGCCGAACAGACCCAGGAAAUCGCCAAGAUUCUGUCCAAGUUCCGCUUGACGACGGAGCAGCUGCUGGAGGUGAAAAACAGAAUGAGGACAGAGAUGCAGAAAGGCCUUUCGAAAAGCACGCAGGACGUCGCCGUCGUCAAAAUGCUGCCCACGUAUGUCCGGAGCACACCUGACGGCACAGAGAAUGGGGAUUUCCUGGCUCUGGAUUUGGGGGGAACCAACUUUCGAGUUCUGCUGGUCAAGAUUCGCUCCGGGAAGAAAUCGGUGGAGAUGCACAACAAGAUUUACGCGAUUCCUCUUGAAGUGAUGCAGGGCACAGGAGAAGAGCUGUUUGACCACAUAGUGCACUGCAUCAGUGACUUCCUGGACUACAUGGGGAUGAAGACCGCAUGUCUUCCUCUGGGCUUCACCUUCUCCUUCCCCUGCCAGCAGACGGGUCUGGAUGCUGGCAUCUUGUUGACUUGGACCAAAGGCUUCAAGGCGACGGGCUGCGAGUCUGAAGACAUUGUUGGACUGCUGAGGGACGCCAUUAAGAGAACCGAGGAGUUCGAGCUGGAUGUGGUGGCCAUCGUUAACGACACAGUGGGAACCAUGAUGACCUGUGCCUACGAAGAGCCCACCUGUGAGAUUGGACUCAUUGCUGGAACCGGCAGUAACGCCUGCUACAUGGAGGAGAUGAGGAACAUUGAGAUGGUCGAUGGUGAUCAGGGACGCAUGUGUAUCAACAUGGAGUGGGGAGCUUUUGGAGACAACGGUUGCCUUGACGACUUCAGGACGGACUACGACCUGGCUGUGGAUGACCUCUCUCUUAACGUUGGAAAGCAAAGAUAUGAGAAGAUGAUCAGCGGCAUGUACCUUGGUGAGAUCGUGAGGAACAUCCUCAUAGACAUGACCAAGAGAGGCUUCCUGUUCAGAGGGCAGAUCUCUGAAACCCUGAAGACCAGAGGCAUCUUCGAAACAAAGUUCCUCUCACAGAUCGAGAGUGACAGGUUGGCUUUGCUGCAGGUGAGAACCAUCCUGCAGCAUUUAGGACUGGACAGCACCUGUGACGACAGCAUCAUUGUCAAGGAGGUGUGUGGAGCGGUGUCGCGGCGCGGCGCUCAGCUGUGCGGCGCCGGGGUGGCAGCUGUCGUGGAUAAGAUACGGGAGAACCGGGGACUGGACCACCUGAAGAUCACUGUGGGAGUGGACGGCACACUCUACAAGUUACACCCACAUUUCUCCCUGAUCAUGAAGCAGACGGUCAGAGAUCUGGCUCCGAAGUGCAGCGUCACCUUCCUGCUGUCUGAAGACGGCAGCGGCACCGGAGCCGCUCUCAUCACAGCGGUGGCCUGCCGCUUGAGGAAAGAGGUCAAGAGUAAAAAAUAACAACAUAUCAGGCAGCGUAUGGCUUUCAGUCCACUGCAGCCAACCUCAGCGCCUCACACUCCAGCUGCUACUUCAUCCAUGUGUCUUCCUGAGACAGAAAGGGGAACGUCGUCCUCUUUCUCUGCUGUUUGGCAGCAGAGGUGAUCCAUUUUAAUUAGACUAUAUCUAUCGGCAUCCUGCCUCUUUAGGGUGUAAUUUUGUGAUUUCAAAGGUUAAUUAUAAUUAAUUAUAAGCAUAAAACAUCUGUCGAAACAUAAAUAAAUCUAAUAAAAUAUAUAUAUUACCCACGCUUGGUUGCGCCUCUGUCUCCACCUGGUGGAUUCCUCUUGUUACUGCAUGCAGGCGGUUUUCCUAUCAGCUUUAUUUUGUUACACAUCCAGGACUUUAAGCAGUUCAAACCAGAGUGGGUCUGUUUGGAGCCUUUACUAUUUUUACAGGAUUAUUUAAAGAGAUCUGAUGGAGAAGGAAGGGAAUAUUUGUGCUUCAGGUUUUAAUGUCUCACCCAGAUAAGAUGCAGUGUGUUCAGCAUUGUUGUUAUUUAUUUUAUUACUAUGUUUAAAAAUAUUACUGCUGCAAAUAUGAUGCGCACACAACUCGCCACUGGCUAAUUUCCCCUCCCUGAAUUUUUCCUGUGCACAAAAACCUUCAUGUUAUGUCUCUGCUCUGCUCUCUGGCUGCAGCUUAUCUGCAGCCUGGUGUAAACAAUUCAUGCUGCUGGUGCUAAUCGCAGCUGCUAGAAAAGCCGCAAGAGCGAAGUGCCAACACAGUGGGGAAAAAAUAACCAAACUGUGCAACAUACAUUUAUGAUAUAUGAAUCUACCCCUACUUUAUAAAGUAGUUUUUUUUUUUCUUAUAAAAGUCUCAGGAAAGUUUUAAGGUUGUUCUGCAACCUUAAGAUUCUUUGAAAUCUCUGACUAAAAGCAAAAAGAAAUGCUUGGAUAUUUUAAAGUGUGCAUAUUCCACUGUAGAAACUGUCCAGGUAUUUGAUCAGUUGUUAAAAAAUUUUGACUCUGUAAGUGGAACUUUUUCUGUUUUCUGUCCUGUUGGUUGAGUUUUGCUGUUUUAAAACCAGUUCUCUGUCUGUGUUCCUGUCCUGUUGUCCGUCUGCCAACUCCGGUGAGGCAUCCAGGUGUUUUUCUUACUUUGGUCUGCAAAACCCAGACUGGACAUGUUGCACAUUGUCAGUCUGACUCUCAAUAAAUUGAACCUCAAUUCAUCUGAAGCAGCGGUUUUCAGUUGGUAUUUGCUCGAUCGGUUUCAUUUCAUUUAAUUAGAUUUUGAAAUUCAAUGUUUUUGACACAAAGGAGUGCAUGAUUGUAAAGAGGACGCAAAAUGGCACACGGUUUUCAAUUUUUCCAAAUAAAAAUCUAAAAAGUGUGGUGUG